AUGGAUGGAGCCAACAUGAACGCCCAGGUAGGUUUAACAAGCCCGGGUUGGAUCGGAGCUGAUGUUUGCCAUCUCAAUCUCCACAAAACCUUCUGCAUUCCACAUGGAGGAGGUGGCCCUGGCAUGGGCCCUAUUGGUGUCAAGAAGCACCUUGCACCAUUUUUGCCUUCACAUCCUGUGGUACCUACUGGAGGCAUACCUGCUCCUGACAAUGCUCAGCCUCUUGGUACAAUAGCUGCUGCACCAUGGGGGUCUGCUCUCAUUCUCCCUAUAUCUUACACUUACAUAGCCAUGAUGGGAUCCCAGGGGCUAACCGACGCAUCGAAGAUCGCCAUUCUGAAUGCAAAUUACAUGGCUAAACGUUUAGAGGAACAUUACCCUGUUCUCUUCCGUGGUGUCAACGGAACGGUUGCCCAUGAAUUCAUCAUCGACUUGAGAGGCUUCAAG
Messenger RNA from Cucurbita pepo subsp. pepo (vegetable marrow), 447 nucleotides. The record is from RefSeq and is a predicted model, not a curated record. Lineage: Eukaryota; Viridiplantae; Streptophyta; Magnoliopsida; Cucurbitales; Cucurbitaceae.